CCCAAGUUCGACAAGAUGGAGGACAUGGCCAUGCUGACCUUCCUCCACGAGCCUGCUGUCCUCUACAACCUCAAGGAGCGCUACGCCGCCUGGAUGAUCUAUACCUACUCGGGGCUCUUCUGUGUGACGGUCAACCCCUACAAGUGGUUGCCCGUCUACAACGCCGAAGUGGUGGCCGCCUACCGGGGCAAGAAGCGGAGCGAAGCUCCACCCCACAUCUUCUCCGUCUCUGACAACGCCUACCAGAACAUGCUGACAGACCGGGAGAACCAGUCCAUCCUCAUCACCGGAGAAUCCGGGGCGGGGAAGACGGUCAACACCAAGAGGGUCAUCCAAUACUUCGCCAGCAUCGCCGCCAUCGGUGACCGCAAGAAGGAGGUGGCCAAUAGCAGCAAGGGCACCCUGGAGGACCAGAUCAUCCAGGCCAACCCCGCCUUGGAGGCCUUCGGCAACGCCAAGACCGUUCGCAAUGACAACUCCUCCCGAUUUGGGAAGUUCAUCCGGAUCCAUUUCGGGGCCACUGGGAAGUUGGCGUCGGCUGAUAUCGAGACCUACCUCCUGGAGAAGUCCCGUGUCAUCUUCCAGCUGAAGGCUGAGAGGAACUACCACAUCUUCUACCAGAUCCUCUCCAACAAGAAGCCGGAGCUGCUGGAGAUGCUUCUCGUCACCAACAACCCCUAUGACUACAGUUACGUCUCCCAAGGAGAGGUGACCGUGGCCUCCAUCGACGACUCAGAAGAGCUGUUGGCAACCGACAGCGCUUUUGACGUCCUGGCAGCGGGCUCCCUCCACACCAAGGCGGGAGCUGACCGCAUGGCAUCUUCUCGGUGCUCUGCAGAUGCCGACAAGUCAGCUUACCUGAUGGGACUGAACUCAGCCGAUCUUCUCAAGGGGUUGUGCCACCCCCGGGUGAAGGUGGGCAAUGAGUACGUCACCAAGGGGCAGAACGUCCAGCAGGUCUACUACUCCAGCGGGGCCUUGGCCAAGGCUGUCUAUGAGAAGAUGUUCAACUGGAUGGUGGGGAGGAUCAACAACUCACUGGAGACUAAGCAGCCACGGCAGUACUUCAUCGGAGUCUUGGACAUCGCCGGCUUCGAGAUCUUCGAUUUCAACAGCUUUGAGCAGCUCUGCAUCAACUUCACCAAUGAGAAGCUGCAGCAGUUCUUCAACCACCACAUGUUCGUGCUGGAGCAGGAGGAGUACAAGAAGGAAGGGAUUGAGUGGGAGUUCAUCGACUUUGGAAUGGACCUCCAGGCCUGCAUUGACCUCAUUGAGAAGCCCAUGGGGAUCAUGUCCAUCCUGGAGGAGGAGUGCAUGUUCCCCAAGGCCUCGGACAUGACCUUCAAGGCCAAGCUCUAUGACAACCACCUGGGCAAGUCAUCCAACUUUGGGAAGCCACGCAACAUCAAGGGGAAGACAGAGGCCCACUUCUCCCUCAUCCACUACGCCGGCACGGUGGACUACAACAUCCUGGGUUGGCUGGAGAAGAACAAGGACCCCCUCAACGAAACGGUGGUGGGACUCUACCAGAAAUCAGCCCUGAAGCUCUUGGCCAACCUAUUCUCCAAUUACGCUGGGGCAGAUGCCGGCGGUGAUGGAGGGAAGGGGAAAGGAGCCAAGAAGAAAGGUUCCUCCUUCCAGACCGUCUCAGCCCUGCACCGGGAGAAUCUCAACAAGCUGAUGGCCAACCUCAAGACCACCCACCCCCACUUCGUCCGCUGCCUCAUCCCCAACGAGAGGAAGGCUCCAGGCGUGAUGGACAACCCCCUGGUGAUGCACCAGCUCCGCUGCAACGGGGUGCUGGAGGGCAUCCGCAUCUGCCGCAAGGGCUUCCCCAACCGCAUCCUCUACGGGGACUUCCGCCAGCGGUACCGCAUCCUGAACCCUGCAGCCAUCCCUGAGGGACAGUUCAUUGACAGCCGCAAGGGUGCCGAGAAGCUCCUGGGCUCCCUUGACAUCGACCACAACCAGUACAAGUUUGGGCACACCAAGGUCUUCUUCAAGGCUGGGCUCCUAGGGCUGCUGGAGGAGAUGAGGGAUGAGCGCCUCUCCCGCAUCAUCACUCGCAUCCAGGCUCAGGCUCGGGGGCAGCUCAUGCGCAUUGAGUUUAAGAAGAUCCUGGAGCGACGGGACGCGCUCUUGGUAAUCCAGUGGAACAUCCGGGCCUUCAUGGGGGUGAAGAACUGGCCCUGGAUGAAGCUCUACUUCAAGAUCAAACCCUUGCUGAAGAGCGCUGAGACGGAGAAGGAGAUGCAGAGCAUGAAGGAGGAGUUUGGGCGGCUGAAGGAAGCCCUGGAGAAGUCGGAGGCCCGGCGGAAGGAGCUGGAGGAGAAGAUGGUCUCCAUGCUGCAGGAGAAGAAUGACCUUCAGCUCCAAGUGCAGGCCGAGCAAGACAACCUGACCGACGCCGAGGAGCGCUGCGACCAACUGAUCAAGAACAAGAUCCAGCUAGAGGCCAAGGCAAAGGAGUUGACAGAGCGGCUGGGGGAGGAGGAGGAGAUGAAUGCUGAGCUGACGGCCAAGAAGAGGAAGCUGGAGGAUGAGUGCUCAGAGCUGAAGAAGGACAUCGAUGACCUGGAGCUGACUCUGGCCAAGGUGGAGAAGGAGAAACACGCCACCGAGAACAAGGUCAAGAACCUGACGGAGGAGAUGGCAGGGUUGGAUGAGACCAUCGCCAAGCUGACGAAGGAGAAGAAGGCCUUGCAAGAAGCUCACCAGCAAGCACUAGAUGACCUGCAGGCAGAGGAAGACAAGGUCAACACCUUAGCGAAGGCCAAAGCCAAGCUGGAACAGCAGGCAGAUGACCUUGAAGGGUCACUGGAGCAGGAGAAGAAGAUCCGAAUGGACCUGGAACGGGCCAAGAGGAAGCUGGAAGGUGACUUGAAGCUGACCCAGGAGAACAUCAUGGAUCUAGAGAAUGACAAGCAGCAGCUGGAGGAGAAGCUCAAGAAGAAAGAGUUUGAGAUCCACCAGCAGAACAGCAAGAUUGAGGACGAGCAGGCGCUGGCCCUACAGCUUCAGAAGAAGCUGAAAGAGCUGCAGGCGCGGAUUGAGGAGCUGGAGGAGGAGCUGGAGGCAGAGCGGACGGGCAGGGCCAAGGUGGAGAAGUUGCGCUCAGACCUGUCGCGGGAGCUGGAGGAGAUCAGCGAGCGGCUGGAGGAGGCUGGCGGCGCCACCUCAGUGCAGAUUGAGCUCAACAAGAAACGGGAGGCAGAGUUCCAGAAGAUGCGGCGGGACCUGGAGGAGGCCACGCUGCAGCACGAGGCCACAGCUGCCGCCUUGCGCAAGAAACAGGCCGACAGUGUGGCCGAGCUCAGUGAGCAGAUCGACAACCUGCAGCGCAUCAAGCAGAAGCUGGAGAAGGAGAAGAGUGAGCUCAAGCUGGAGCUAGAUGACCUCAGCUCCAACAUGGAGCAGCUGCUCAAGGCCAAGGUGGGCAUGGAGAAGGUCUCCCGCACCCUGGAGGAUCAAGCAGCUGAGCACCGGGCUAAGCUGGAGGAGACCCAACGCGUCCUCAACGACACCAGCGCCCAACGGUCCAAGCUCCAGAGCGAGAACGGAGAGCUGUCCCGCCAGCUGGAGGAAAAGGAGGCCCUCAUUUCUCAGCUCACCAGGGGCAAGCAGUCCUCCACCCAGCAGAUGGAGGACCUGAAGCGGCAGCUGGAGGAGGAACUGAAGGCCAAGAAUGCGCUGGCACACGCCCUCCAGUCAGCCCGGCAUGACUGCGACCUGCUGAGGGAGCAGUACGAGGAGGAGACGGAGGCCAAGGCUGAGCUCCAGCGGGUGCUCUCCAAGGCCAACUCCGAGGUAGCGCAGUGGAGGACCAAGUAUGAGACGGACGCCAUCCAGCGCACUGAGGAGCUGGAAGAGGCCAAGAAGAAGCUGGCCCAGCGGCUUCAGGAGGCUGAGGAGGCGGUGGAGGCAGUCAAUGCCAAGUGCUCCUCCUUGGAGAAGACCAAGCACCGGCUGCAGAAUGAGAUCGAGGACCUGAUGGUGGACGUGGAGAGGUCAAAUGCAGCUGCUGCCGCCCUGGACAAGAAGCAGAGGAACUUCGACAAGAUUGUGGCUGAGUGGAAGCAGAAGUUUGAGGAGGCGCAGACGGAGCUGGAGGCAUCACAGAAGGAGGCCAGGGCCCUCAGCACUGAGCUCUUCAAGCUGAAGAAUGCUUAUGAGGAGUCGCUCGAGCACCUGGAGACCUUCAAGAGGGAGAACAAGAACCUCCAAGAGGAGAUCUUGGACCUGACGGAGCAGCUGGGCGCCAGCCACAAGACCAUCCAUGAGCUGGAGAAGGUCCGGAAGCAGCUGGACGCUGAGAAGUUGGAGCUUCAAGCCGCACUGGAGGAGGCUGAGGCCUCUCUGGAGCAUGAGGAGGGGAAGAUCUUGAGGGCCCAGCUAGAGUUCAACCAGGUCAAGGCAGACUAUGAGCGCAAGCUGGCCGAGAAGGACGAGGAGAUGGAGCAGGCCAAGCGCAACCACCUGCGGGUGGUGGACUCACUGCAGACCUCGCUGGAUGCCGAGACCCGGAGCCGCAAUGAGGCCCUGAGGCUGAAGAAGAAGAUGGAGGGCGACCUCAACGAGAUGGAGAUCCAGCUUGGCCACGCCAACCGGACAGCGGCCGAGGCCCAGAAGCAACUCAAGACCUUGCAGGGCUACCUCAAGGACACCCAGCUGCAGUUGGAUGACACAGCACGGGCCAAUGAGGACCUGAAGGAGAACAUUGCCAUCGUGGAGCGCAGGAACAACCUCCUACAGUCAGAGCUGGAGGAGCUCCGGGCACUAGGGGAGCAGACCGAGAGGGCCCGCAAGUUGGCUGAGCAGGAGCUGAUUGAGGCCAGCGAGAGAGUCCAGCUCCUCCACUCACAGAACACCAGCCUCAUCAACCAGAAGAAGAAGAUGGAGGGUGACAUCUCCCAGUUGCAGGCAGAGGUGGAAGAGGCCAUCCUGGAAUGCCGGAACGCCGAGGAGAAGGCCAAGAAGGCCAUCACUGAUGCGGCCAUGAUGGCGGAGGAGCUGAAGAAGGAGCAGGACACCAGCGCCCACCUGGAGCGGAUGAAGAAGAACCUGGAGCAGACCAUCAAGGACCUGCAGCUGCGGUUGGACGAGGCUGAGCAGUUGGCCCUCAAGGGGGGCAAGAAGCAGCUGCAGAAGCUGGAGGCCCGGGUGAGGGAGCUGGAGAAUGAGCUGGAGGCCGAGCAGAAGCGCAACGCCGAGAGCGUCAAGGGCCUCCGCAAGUCUGAGCGGCGUGUCAAGGAGCUCAGCUACCAGACGGAGGAGGACCGCAAGAACCUGGUCCGCCUGCAGGACCUGGUGGACAAGCUCCAGCUGAAGGUCAAGGCCUACAAGCGGCAGGCAGAGGAGGCGGAGGAACAGGCCAACACCAACCUGGCCAAGUUCCGCAAGGCGCAGCACGAGCUGGAUGAGGCAGAGGAACGCGCUGACAUGGCCGAGUCCCAGGUCAACAAGUUGCGAGCCAAGAGCCGUGACAUGGGAGCCAAGAAGCUGCACGACGAGGAGUGA
This is a messenger RNA of Egretta garzetta (little egret), 5517 nucleotides long. RefSeq names its product myosin-6. Lineage: Eukaryota; Metazoa; Chordata; Aves; Pelecaniformes; Ardeidae. The transcript has 37 exons. Gene Ontology annotation, molecular function: protein binding; cytoskeletal motor activity; ATP binding. The record is from RefSeq and is a predicted model, not a curated record. Bases 16 to 5517 code for a protein of 1833 amino acids. Gene Ontology annotation, cellular component: myosin complex.